AUGCCGCUGAGAGCCGCUUGUCUGCUCGCCGCCGCCGUGUGCGCACGGUUGGCGGCAACGCUUUUCGUCGCCCCCGACUCGCCAUGCUCAAAGUACUGCGGCAACGUCCAAGGUUCGACGGCCACGGACGAGAUGGCCUGCGAUGCCGGCACUCUGAGAAACUCCCCGACAGGCGUCGUAUGGGAGCAAUGCAUCGGUUGUCUACUCACCAGCACCCACGUCGCCGGCGGGCAAUCAGAUCUACAAGCACUACUUUACAACCUGCGGUUUAGUAUGGGCCACUGUUUGUUCGGCGGCGGCACAAACCCAUGCCUGACAAGCACGGCAUGUGAACCAUUCAAGGCUGCCGUGGUAUACCAGAACAUGACGACCUCAGUUCCUCCUCUAGAGUAUUGUAAGAAGUGGGACCCGGGGAUGGUCGACCACUGCAGUACUUGCCUCGUGCCCCUCUUACAAGACGACGUGGAGGGCAUAUCUCAGAAUAAUUACAUGACGACUCUUGAGGCAGCAUGCGAGCAGAUGCCUGAACCUGGCUCCACCGUAUCCAUCGAUGGCGACCUCUUCGGCCCCGACCCCAUCACCAUCGUCGCGCCAGAAGUCUCGUAUGUGGGUGUCCCGUCCCCCGACUACGGCCCUGUCUCCCUCGGUGCCCGCGUCGGCAUCGCCUUUGGUGGUCUGGCCCUCAUCCUCGCCAUCGUCGGUUUCUGCAUCAUCUUCAACGGCAAGCGGAAACGCCGUGCCUUCCUCCGCGAACUCGAGCGUCGCCAUGGCGGCCAGGGAUGGCCACACCCCAAGACCCGCUACGGCGGCGGCGAGGGGCAGGACAUGUUUGAGACCCCCGUCAGCCAGCAGCCCUUGCGGGGGUGGGAGAAUGGGAGCCCCGUAAGCGCGCACACGGAGACGCAAUUCCCGCGCUACUUCAGCCCCUACUCGAGCCAGUACAACAGCCCCGUUACCGGGCCCGACGGAUCAGGCCCUAGCCACGCUCAAUGGCCGACUAUCGCGAGCCAUCUGCCCACACAAGAGCAACUCGACCAGAUAAUCCAGGCGCAGUCGCCCACCCACAGCUCGCCGCCACCAGCCUUCACACAAUGGCCGACGAUCAGCCAGGAGAAGAUGGCCAUGCAAAUGCACUCGCAACCCGAGAAAAGGCAGGAUGAGAUACCAAUAGGGGUUGCGCUCGGCGGGGACGAGGCGAGCUUACGGUCCAAGGCGUCGAACCUCAACCUCAACGGGUACCCGAUUGAGUCCAAGGGCAAGGGGAGGGACGAGGCAUACGAGAUGCACGAGGUGGAAAGCCCGUAUGCAAACGGCAACGGGGAUGCGGCGGGCCGCCAGUAUGAGUAUCCAUACAGGAUGCCUGCUGAGCCGCAAGCUCCGGUAUUGCAUCACCCCGGUUACGGGAGACAUCACGGGUCGCGGCCCGGGUCGGGUGGCGCAGGCGGCGUGGAUGCAUCGGCAGGGUAUGGGAUGGGGGAAUAUGGCGCGGGGCAAUACGCGCAAAGAGGAUUUACAGCCGCAUAA
Messenger RNA from Chaetomium globosum CBS 148.51, 1524 nucleotides. RefSeq lists its product as uncharacterized. The transcript is spliced from 3 exons. NCBI's taxonomy places the organism in Eukaryota, Fungi, Ascomycota, Sordariomycetes, Sordariales, Chaetomiaceae. The record is from RefSeq and is a predicted model, not a curated record. Bases 1 to 1524 code for a protein of 507 amino acids.